This is a messenger RNA of Lipotes vexillifer (Yangtze River dolphin), 1067 nucleotides long. It is a transcript of the gene PAQR8, whose product is annotated as progestin and adipoQ receptor family member 8. Gene Ontology annotation, cellular component: plasma membrane. Gene Ontology annotation, molecular function: nuclear steroid receptor activity; steroid binding. The record is from RefSeq and is a predicted model, not a curated record. The coding region runs from base 3 to 1067 and encodes 354 amino acids. Gene Ontology annotation, biological process: response to steroid hormone. The transcript has a single exon. Lineage: Eukaryota; Metazoa; Chordata; Mammalia; Artiodactyla; Lipotidae.
CCAUGACGACUGCCAUCCUGGAGCGUCUGAGCACCCUGUCCGUGAGUGGACAGCAUCUGCGCCGCCUGCCCAAGAUUUUGGAGGAUGGGCUGCCCAAGAUGCCCGGCACCGUCCCGGAGAGCGACGUGCCCCAGCUCUUCCGGGAGCCCUACAUCCGUGCUGGGUACCGGCCCACCGGCCGCGAGUGGCGUUACUACUUCUUCAGCCUCUUUCAGAAACACAACGAGGUGGUUAACGUCUGGACCCACUUGCUGGCGGCUCUGGCCGUCCUCUUGCGGUUCUGGGCCUUUGUGGAGGCCGAGGGCCUGCCGUGGAGCUCCGCCCACGCCCUGCCCCUGCUCCUCUACGUCCUGUCCUCCAUCACUUACCUCACCUUCAGCCUCCUGGCCCACCUGCUGCAGUCCAAGUCCGAGCUCUCGCACUACACCUUCUACUUUGUGGACUACGUGGGCGUGAGCGUUUACCAGUACGGCAGUGCCCUGGUCCACUUCUUCUAUACCUCCGACCAGGCCUGGUACGAGCACUUCUGGCUUUUCUUCCUGCCCGCAGCCGCCUUCUGUGGCUGGUUAUCUUGUGCCGGCUGCUGCUACGCUAAGUACCGGUACCGCAGGCCUUACCCAGUCAUGAGGAAGAUCUGCCAGGUGGUGCCGGCGGGGCUGGCCUUCAUCCUGGACAUCAGCCCCGUGGCACAUCGCGUGGUUCUGUGCCACCUGUCUGGCUGCCAGGAGCAGGCGGUCUGGUACCACUCCCUGCAGAUUGUCUUCUUCCUGGUCAGUGCCUACUUCUUCUCCUGCCCGGUUCCGGAGAAGUACUUCCCGGGUUCCUGUGACAUCGUGGGCCACGGGCAUCAGAUCUUCCACGCCUUUCUGUCUGUCUGCACACUGUCCCAGCUGGAGGCCGUCCUCCUAGACUACAGGGGGCGACAGGAGAUCUUCCUGCAACGUCACAGCCCCCUGUCCGUCUACAUGGCCUGCCUCUCCUUCUUCUGCCUGGUCGCCUGCAGCGCAGCCACUGCAGCCUUCCUGAGGCAAAAAAUCAAGGCCAGACUGACCAAGAAAGAUUCUUGA